Molecule: messenger RNA, 8388 nt
Organism: Eimeria necatrix
Lineage: Eukaryota; Apicomplexa; Conoidasida; Eucoccidiorida; Eimeriidae
Exons: 7
Coding region: 1-8388 (2795 amino acids)
Molecular function (GO): protein binding
Source: RefSeq, a predicted model, not a curated record
AUGAAUCCCGUUGCCUCGACGGGUUCCCAGCCCCGUGGGGUCUCUGCGAUCCCUACAAGUUCCCCAGAAGCGCUCAGAUUUCCCCCUGCCAGUCCCUGGGCACUUCACCAGUAUGGCGCAGGGUCUUCAGGGACUGCUGGGUGCAGUUAUGCGGCACCUGCAUCAGCGACGUUUGCCGUAGAUCCUGUCCAGCCGUGGGCAAUGGGUCUGCAGCUGCAUCGCUCUCAAGUAAAAGCUUUGCAGCCUUUGGGCCCUCCUGCCGUCUGCAUCCCUCCAGAGGCCCUCAGUCACGGCUUGUUACCGGACCCCAAGCAAGAGCCAAGCCUCCUUAAGAGAUUUUAUCUGAUCCACCACUAUCUAGGAACAUCCAGACCCGCACUUACUUUUCGCGGGUUACCUCAGGGCUUAGCACAAACAGUGGCAGCCCUGCGCCGCCCUCUCCCUCAUGGCACGACCCAGGCGUGUGCCCCUGUGAUCCAUUCCCUCUACCGAUGCAAUAGCCCGUCGGAUAUCCACGAGGCUCAAAAGGUUACCCACCAAGAGGCAUCUAAAAGCAUGCCUAGGGAAGAAAGAUUGAGUAACGCUGGCGUGGUGUCAGCUACUCAGACACAUAUGCUGCAGGUGCAACACGGCGGCAACAAUCCGCAGCUGACCCAAGGAGUCUGCGAAAGUUCUCCAUUGAAAGGCAGCAACAGACGAAUUGAAGCGGAUGGGCCUUACCGGGGCCCGUCAACUACAACGGAGGGGCCCAAAGGCAGCCAGGAAACCCCUGUGGAGUUAAAGUGGCUGGAGGGACCAGAGGUGGAUUGGUAUAAAAGAGAGCUUCUAAAAAAAUUGAACGCCAAUCGGCAAAAAGCAACGGCGAAGGUUCGCCUCAUAGAGCGAGCAUGGCUGCGACACAAAGCUAAGAAGCAGCAGCGGCAGCAAGCUCUCCUGACGGCUGAGCGUCUAAGUUACCGCACGCAACGCAAUGACUGCAUGAGCCGCACAGCUGCACGGUUGGGAAUAAGCCCUCUCGUGGCCAAAGCCUUUACAGAAGCCAACGCAGAGUUGGCGCUUCCCAAGGCUAGCACAGACGCAGGAGUUAGAGGGGAAAGCAGCCUAGUCGCAGUCGAGGCAGUUGCAGAGGCCCUACAGACCUGGAAGCAGGAAAGAGCCCAACUUAAGGAAUUGCUUAGGAGAAAAAGAGAAAACAGAGACACGAAAAUUUUUCUCGAGAACUUCGCAGCAACGAAAAUCCAAGCUCGCUACCGAGGUCACAGAACGAGGCGGAGUAUAGCCCUGAGACUGAAGGUCCAGUCAAUAGCGGAGCCACUGAAAGCCCCAGAAGCCAGCACGCUGCUUUGUAAGGAGGCUGCACUGGUGGCGGAAAAACUCGAAGAAGCUCUCAAGGAUCCUUACCAGCCCUUCGACGCCUUUGCCUCUCUGAUCCCUGUAGUCCGUGCCCAGCGGCUCUCCAAAGCCUCCCAUACACGGCAGCCUCCUAUCGGCAGCUCAAAACGAGGGAAAGCAGGCGCUCCUGGCUCUGUGGAGCCAAACCAGCAGCCUCAACCUGAACCUGAGCCUCAAAGCGAGGCCGCUACCCUUUCCCUUCAAGAGGCUGCGCGUAGGUACAAGGAACUCCGACAGAAUCAGAAACAUGCCCAGCCCUCAACGAAAGGCAUUGACGCCUCUGGGAUGCAACCACCAACUUCAACGACGGCAGCUUUGACAGGGAGCAUCUCAGCGCAGAACACAAGGACGGCUAUUGAUGAGCUCCCCAAGGGCAUCUGCCGAGAAGGCCUAUUUCGGGGAUAUACGGCGACCCCGGAAGACGUGAUUGCAUUUCGUGCCUCCGCCCUGGCCGUGAGAGCCUUGGGGCCAUUUGAUGUGCGGAAGGCCUACCCUGAAUACCCAGGCAGAGCUCAUUGGAAAGGGCAUAGUGAAGGCGUCUCUGAGAAGAGGGCAAGAAAGUCUCCAAGGAGACUCAGAGACAGGACCAAGAAGGAGCCCCGACUCCGCAGCCAAAGCCACAGCCACAGCCAUAGCCACAGCAUCGAUAGACACAGCCGCAGCAGCAGCAUCAGCAGCAGCAGUCACAAUAGUAGCAGCGGCAGCAGCAGCAGCGGGAAGAACAGCAGCAGUCGAAAGAAGAACAGACAUAGUCGCCGGAAACAUAGCCAGAGCCACAGCCGCGGUAGUAGCUCCAGCAGCUGUAGACGCAGCACGCGGAGCCAUCAUCAUCACCAACGUCACCACCACCGUCACCAUGGCAGUCUAUCCUCUCCCGCAGUGUUGAAAGGGAAACGCCUUAAUUCUACGCGAGCCUGCGUUUUGAAAGUGAGUCGGGAUGUGGAACAAGGGUCUGCACCAAGUCCUGCUGCUUACCUGCGGGAUUUUGAGGCGGCUUCCCCCGCCUUGAGCUUUCCUGAAGACCAGAGUGAGGAGUGCGUUCAACUUCCAAGCAAGCUUGAAGGUAGCACUAUUCCUACGCGCCAAAAGCAACUUUAUGCAAGCCGGCGUGCCGCCAUGAUCAAACUAGACACAAAUGGAACUCAGCAGCUCGCUGUCCUGCGAAGUGGUACUUCGCUUCCACUAUUAGCGUCCACUGCAGACGACAAGAUUUCAGCUGAUGAAAAUGCAUCGAAACUGCAGCAGAAGAAAAAACAACAACAGCUAGGCCAGAAACAAAUUGCAGGUAUUCCAGAGGUUUUGGAUUCGGCGUUUGUUAAAUUGCCGCCGCCGAGCAAGGAUAGCAGCGACAACAGUCCGUGUGGCGUGGCGGGUGCUGAUGUUGCUGCUUUUCCACGUGAGCAGUCGCAUGCUUCAAGUAUUGCCAAAAAAAAUCAGCUUAAACUGUUGGCGACCUUGGGAGAGAAAGAAAAAGAGCAGAGAAAAAGGAGACUCAAACAGCGGCGGUCAGCAUCACCUUCCAUCUCUGUAUCAAGGCAGACGCCGACAGAGCAGCACACAGAAAGAGGAGACGCAAAACAAAUACAGGCCAAAACGACCCGAGCAGCGCAGUGGAAAGGGGUAGACUUGGAUGCGGUCAGCAAAGCCAUAUUAAACUCAUCAUUAAAAGCGAAGGUCUCUAAUCAUCAAGCGCCAGGAGCAGAAACGGCAUCAGAAGCAGCAACGACAGCAAAGGCUGCAGCAUCAGCAGAAAUACCAGCAGCUGCAGCGGAUUUGAUCAAUUCUAAUGUGGCUACCCGCUGCAAGACGAAGUCUGUAGGGAGGCAUAAUCACGCCGAAAAGCCGUCUGGUGUUUCUCCAGGUCGCCAUGCGGGAGAUUUACUGGUGGCCUCUCUAAUUCGCGGUCGCGAGCUGGAACUGCCGACGAUCACACCAGAACCGGCAGACGCCAAGCGCAGGGAACGCCAAUCUGCCCCUGUGUCCGUAACGUCUCCUGGAUCUAGCUCAUAUCCUGGUCCUGUGUCAGUAUCUACAGCAGCAUUGUCUGCCUCCAUAUCUUUUCCUGCCUCUGCUAGUGCAUCAUGCCGAGUCGCCACAGCGCACCCAGAGGACUCUCAUGCUGAGCGCGACGACCAAACCAAUGCAGACAGAGGGGUCAGCGGAAAAUUGGGCCUUAGCGCAGGAGGCGGCGCUUCUCCAGACGAAGUAGUGAGGCAUUCCGGAGCUCCCCAGCCAGAGGUCACGGCGACGCCCGUCAUACAUGUUCCAGCUGCAGCAACCGAUGCCGCUGAAGCAAAGCUGAGCGAGCCAAUACCAGCAGCGUUUGCUGAUGGGGCAGAUGAUGCUGUCCUCUCUGGACAGGCACUUGAGGCUGCUCAGGAAGCUGCCACCCACAUGCGAGCUCAGCAAAGGACGCUGCUGGCAAUCCUACGUGAGAAAGAAUUGGAGCGAAGAGAGAAGCGAGUGAGGCAGCUUCACUCAGCCUCAGCGUUAGUCUCGGUUUCUACGUCCAGACGGACUGAGGCAGAGGCGCACACACCGCAUGAAGCCAGAGAGACACGGGCUGCCCAAAGCGGCGGAGUGGAUUUGGAGGCAGUUAGCAAGGCUCUCGUAGCGUCAAUGGAAGCUGAAAAGAAUACUCAGUCUGGGGCACCAUCGGAAGCAGGCUCAGCACCAGAAAAAGUAGGCCUUCGAGUUCAGUCGCUUCAGUCUGAUAUUGGUAACAGUCACACAAACAUAGAGGAAACGCAACAAGGACGCAGCAGUGCUGAUGCGGGCUACUUUGCUGGAGCCGCCGAAGCCAGCGAACAUGCAGCAGCUUUAUUGAUGAUGAGGCGAAUCUGCAUUCGACAGCGAGAGGUACUGGCGUCCACCACAGACGCAGCAGAGGCACAACUUGAGGGAAGGCUCAGAGAGCAUCACUUCCCGUCUGCGUCUGCCACCAUAUCUAUUCCUGUUUUCCCCCUUUCAACAAACACUGUGGCAGCCCCUGCUUCAAGCCAAGGUGCCCCAACGGAACAAAAGGCAAUAUCUGGCUGCAAAGAGCACAACGAAACCAAGACAAGACGCAGUGGAAAAGAGCCAGACUCGAAUGCGGCCAGGAGAGCUCUUCCGCUUACAGCCAAGGCGAACCGCAAUUCACUGGAACAGAGCUGCACCUCGAAAAGGCUACCUGGCAUGCAGAAAGGCCCUGGCAAUACUGACGCCGAGCUUCAAGGGCCGACAGCCAACCAACAGGAGGUAGAAACAGACGACAGCGAAGAAGAGAUUCGUCCUGUAGAAAAAACAAGUGGGGCUUCUAAAGAAGCAGCAAUUCACAUUAGAGGACAGCAACGAGAAUUGCUUGCAGCCUUGAAGGAAAGAGAAAUGGAGCAGAGGAAGCAGCGACUUAGGCAGCGUCAGUCUGCCUCAGCCUCCGCGUCAAGACAGACAGCGACAGAGCAGCACACACCCCUGGAAAGCGAAAGGCAAAUACAUCCCGCAAGACUGAUGCAGAGGGGCGGAGUGGAUUUGGAAGCUGUUAGCAAAGCCCUCCUAGAGCCCUCACAAACCAAUAUCGAGCACAAGGAAGGUGCUCAAGUUGGCGACAAUAGGCUGUUGAGCCCAUUCGAGAGCAAGUCACAAGGAAAAAAGGCUGCCGCUACAGUAAAUGGUGUCGGCGAAACACGCCAAAAAGUUGCUGCAGAAGGUGGCAGCUCCACAGAAGCUUUGGAAGGUACUUCAAGCCCUGCCAUUUUGCUACGCUUGGCGCAGCAUAAAGAAAGGGCUGCAGGUGUUGCGGCGCUCGCGGAGGCUGCUAGAGUAGAAAGUUUACGACGGCGGCGGCUGUCUGCCUCUUCGUCCCCUUGGCACUCGAACCCAAACACAUCAGUGCCACCAACUCCUAAGGAACCUUCACCCUCAGACGGCAUGGAGAUUAUUGUGGGUGCAGACCUGUCACAGAAGGACACCCGCGACAAAUGCCUUCUCCCUAUGUCUCAGGCAGGCCUGUUCAGCCCAGCAAUGGGGAAGAGGCCAACCAGCUCAGCACAAAUUCAGACAGACUCCAAAACGGGGAACAAGGGGAUAGGAGAAGAAACAAACGAAGACGAAGACGGCACUAUUGGCAAGACAGCAGCAAUCCCUCUACCAUAUGCAUCACAUGCUGCCUUAAAAAUCCGUGAUCACCAGCGAGAGCUGCUAAGAACCAUUGCGGAAGCAACAGAAGCACAGCAUGAGAAAAGACUAAUGGCGCACAGUUCUGGCUCGGGCUCUGUUUCUCUGUCAAGGCAGCACGCAACGGAGCCGCAUACGCCUUUUGAAAGCAGCGCCAAGGACGUAUCUGCCAACCAGGCGGUGCGCAAGGGAGUGGAUUUGGAGGCCGUGCGGAAUGCUCUCCUCCAACAGACACAAGUGCUAGGCGAACAAGCUUCUCCAACCAUCAGCAUCGCGGGCAUAACAGCCCCUAGGAAUGUUUCGCACGGGGACUGCAGCGACUUAAGCAAACAGCAAGAAACCGCAGAUCACAGGAUAGAGGAGAGUCCUCAAGAGCCAUGGGGGCCUGUUGCAGAAGCUGCAAAGCACAUCAGAGGGCAGCAUACAGUGCUGUUGGCGACUUUAUGGAAGAGAGAAAAGGAGCAGAGACAAAAAAGGAUUAGGCGCCGCAGCUCACGCUCAGCUUCUGAGUCGGUGUCGAGGCAGGCAACGACUGAGCAGGGCAUUCCGCGGUACCAAGUGGGUCAAGCACAAAGAGGUCAGGGAAGGACAAGGCAGAGCGGCGAAACAGACUUGCAUCAGCUGAGGGGGAUAUCGCAAGGCCACCUUGAAGCAAGGUCUGAAGUCCCUGCUGAUCGAAUGGCAGUGCCAGGUGCAAGCCAUGGCAAGACAGGAGAGAAAAGUGAAGCAAUCCCCACGGGAAUGGAAAUACCAGCGAGCAAUGCGUACAAGCUAGAGGAUGCUCAGACGAUCCAACCGGAGAGGGAAAUGACAAGUAAGCAAUAUGACGAGACUCAGGAUAAUUUACCGACGGCAGAAGAGUUUGGGAACGCGAAAGGGGCGAAGAGGAGCACUGCAGAACACGUCUCUGGUGAGCACACGUUCAGGCCGUCUUUCGCUGCUCAAGCCUUUUCCAAAAAUGCAGCAGAUGAAGCAGUGAAAGAACGCAGCGGCCACCGUGACGCAGAUGAGGUCGCUGAGGCUAUCACGGAACUGCACAAGCCGACCCACACUCCUGUUUGGGGGUCGAGCGCUGCUCCUUCCAGCUCGGGAAAGGGUAGCAUAGCGUCAUCCUCGGACUCGGGAAACUCAGAUUUAAUCUCUGUGACUGACACGGGAAGGGGUGUAAGUGGAGAGAGGACUGCAAGGGGUACUAAAAGAGGCGAAGAGACGAACGAGGCUUGGCUGAGUCAGCAAGAGGCCCUUGUCAGAGCUUUGCAUCGCCACGCAGCUGCGCGAGUUAUACAGCAUUUUUGGCGCCGACGGCGUUUGACUGCUUUGUUUGAUUCAGUGGUAAAAUUGAUACGGAGAAAAGCACAGAACCCUGUCGCGAGGGGCUCCGCAUCCCCAUGCCGUCCUGUCGCCUUCAGCGAUAGGGCAGCAGACGUCCUUGCACGUACUCGAGAGCUCUCCCCAACGUGGUCCAAAGGCGGAUAUGCGAACAAAAAUACCAUGGAAGGCUACACAUUAACAACAGCUCCGCAGCAGUUCGUGCCUGUUGUCAUCGAGCCGCCUUCAGCUGUGGUGUUGUUCAAAGGUGGACGAAGAAUCAGCAACUUGCGGCGCCCCAGUGACAGCAGCAAACCACAAGAGCACCAUCAGCAGCAGCUAAGACAAAGAGCAACAGGCUCUUUCGCUGACGUUCCCCUUCCGCUGUCGGAUUCAGGCUCCCAGGGUUCGGCAACCUCUGAAGGCCUGCCGGCAAUCGUAUUAAAAUUCGCGAGCCAGAGUCCCUCUCUAUCAGAGGAAGAGGAAGACAGUGAUAGCAGCAGCCAUGUGUCAAGCAGGCGGGAUUCUAGUGACCUCUCAGAUGACGCACUGAGCGAGCCGCUUGGCAGUGAAGCCUCCAGCGAAGGUCAUGAAGGCGAGGUCGACAAACAAAAACGCCUGCGCCGCAUCAUGAGGGAGGGACUGGAUUCGAAGAUGAGGUCCACCUUGGCUGGCAGCCACGUACUGCUUCCAAGGAAUUGGAGGCCGGGUAGUCGUGGGUCGAGCGCCUCUCCAGUCCCAAACACGGCUAGGCCGGUUUUCUCUAAUGCUUACCCCAGUAGCAGCGCACAUUCAAGCUUGUUAACGGAAUCUCAAGGCCGGAGGGACGGGCCUGAUGCAAGCCUGCGAACUCAUUCUGGAUUUGAUGGGGGCCGAGGAUCAGGGCUGCUCAUGCAAAAGGCACAAGGAAGGGAUCAGAAAAAACGUGCAGCGGGCCAUAAAGAUCAGAAAAGGAGCAGUUCAUUCCUGUACCCCGAAUGGCCGCAGCACAGAACUGACGCCGUUCUUGAACACCAUGAGCCUUUUACAGGCUCCAUGCGUCAAUCGACAACAGGAAUAUUGGGGACCUCUUCAGAAUCCAAAAAUGAGAGUGACCAAGCCGCAGGGUUUCCAGCAGAAGCAGCAGCUGCAUUGGAGGAGAGGGCUAGCACCCCCGCAAAGAAUGUGGAAGGCUUAGAUAGAGUGGCUAGCGGGUCUCUGACUGAGCUGCCUUCCCAGAAAUUCGUAGAGGAGGACACGUGGCAUUCUAAGGCCAAUGCAAUCGACAGUACGCAGCACAGCCCGCUGUUCGGGUCGUCUUCUCCCACUGGCUGCACAAAUUGCAAGCACCGUCGCUGUUUCUGCUGCUUUAUGGCGCAGCAGACUCACUGCGACGACACUACACAUGUGGCAGACCCCUUGCCAAGAAGCCCACGGAAAGACUCCCCUAGACUAUUUAGUGACCCUCCCUUUCUUGUUCCCAAGCAAAGCUCUGUUGCAGUGCAUGGCGCGCUGGGCAGGCGCGUGCCAGCAGGGGAACCCAAACGGCCCUGA